Messenger RNA from Seminavis robusta, 483 nucleotides. NCBI's taxonomy places the organism in Eukaryota, Bacillariophyta, Bacillariophyceae, Naviculales, Naviculaceae. The record is from the annotation of a GenBank genome assembly.
AUGUCGGAAGCCAACUUCAACACACGACGCAUGCGCAUUGCAAUUACUGCUGCCUCCAGUGCCAUUGAUCGUAAGAGUAGCUUUGAGUCAUUGUCAGACAGGGACAUGAAGAAACUGUACACAGCCAUUGAAGAGACUAUGAAGCUUGGGCAAGAAUCGGAUGUCAAUAUGAUGGUAACUCUCACGUCGAACGCUUUCAUUUCGGAGAAAGAUGUAGCCUCCAUCAUUCAAAGUCUUCGGGAUGAUAAUCUUGUCUCCAGGAUUGUCGAAGAAUCGCACGAUCUUAUUGUCUUGAUCACAGAUGCAGGCAACGUUGUAACGAUUCGGUUCGUUAGUUGGAAGAAGUUCAUCGUUCAGCCUGCAAAGAUUGGGACGAUCGAAGAAGAAGAUGAUGAUUCUUUUGAGUUUGAAGAAGGCUUGUCCCAGCAGAUUGCACCUUUGAAGCACUUUACGCCCAACAAAGGCCGCCGCAACUACAAGUAG